UGCAAAUAAAAUGGCUCUGAAAAGGGUGCACAUAACUCUAGUUUACCUAGCUGUUAUCUUCCUAGCAUUAACUGGCUGCAAGGAGCUGACUAGUUUGAGAGAAGAUACCAAGAGUGGUAGGAUGAUCCAAAACCGACUCAUGAGUUCUGCUAAAAUAAAGCAUUCAUUAGAUACCCAAGCAUUGAAUUCGAAUAAUGAGUCUGAUUAUGCACAAAUUCUCUUGAGAUAUCAUAACGACAAUGCUCGUAAACCACCUAAAAGAGAUGAAACGAAGCACGCCUAUUUCUCAAUAGCCUUAAAGACUGUUAUCAUCUUUCUUGCAAUAUUCUCCUUGUGAGGGAUCAUUCUUGUAGUCUCAUAUUUUUGAACAAAGCCUGAUAUCCCAGGAAAGGAGCCCCUCAACAAACAGCCACCAAAGUCCGUCACAAAUCAUAUCUCGAAAAUCGAUGAAAUAUUUGAGUCAAAUCUUGAUCACGAGGAGAUCCCAAUCAAGAAGAAGAUCACUCAAAUCCUUCAGGAUCAGGUAAAAGAUAACACUAAUGGGCAACGAAAGCUCUCAAAUUUUGGGACUGAGAAAUUGUAUUACAUAAAGAAGCAAACCUUGUAUGCUAACACUAACGUUAUCUACAAUCUGUUACACCCUGAUGCAUCUAUAAUGAGCGAAGGGGUUACGGAUACCUCAGUGACUGCUGAAGUAAAUCCUUACCAGAAUUUACACAAGACCUUUUAUGCAGCUCUUCAAUCCCAGCAAAGAUUUGUCUCAGAAAUUGGGGAAUUUUCCUUCUCUGUCAGAGAAGUCAUCAGUGAUCUGCAAGCGAUAUUGUUUAAUACAGAUACUUAUGAAAGUCUUGAUCAAUUGAGAGAAUCUGCAGUGCAGGCUGCUGGCUCAGAAGACCUGAGCAAGACUUAUGAGAUCUUCUACCUCCAGUCAUGGCUGUACCAGGAGACUUUUAGAGAUAUGAUCAAUAGGGCAAUCCUGUUUGACUCAAUUAAGCCAUCACUUUAUCAAGAAACACCAGAAUUCUACAGCAAAAUUUACCCUGAAAAGAGCAAGAAUCAUUACAGGACAGUUUUAAGGUGUUCUGCGAGAUAUUGUCAGGCUCUAAAUUGGUAUAUUUCGCAAAGAUCCAACCUGAAUACAGAGAGCUAUAAUGCAUAUCUGUACGUCUCCCACUGGCCUCUAAAGUACGCAAGGAACGGAGAUAGAUUAAGGUUUGUCAACUAUCAAAUUGUUUACAUUGACAAGGAUAAUGCCGACCCCAGAAUGAUAUGCAACCAGCUCAUGCCAAGGUCUUCAGGGCAUGGAACCAUCAUCAAGAUUAUCAUUCCUGAAGAAUGUGAGAACUGAGCCCAGGACACUUAUGAUUUACAUGAAGGAAAGAUAUACAAGGCAAUAAUUCCUCCAUACAGUGUAUUUACAUAUAUCUCAAAGAAAUCUUUCAGCUUUGAUGGAGUGAAGAGCAAAGAUGUCUUCCAAGUCAAUGUUGAACUAGAUGUAAAAGCCCCUGUGUUCCAAAACACAGACCCUACAAUAUACGAGAACUCGCUUCAGACUUUAUUCAAUGAAGAAGAGUCUGGAAACCCCUUUGGUAGGUACCAACCACCCCUCCAGAUGGAGAAUAGGAGUAAGACAAUGGUGGUUCAGUCAUUCUAA
This is a messenger RNA of Moneuplotes crassus, 1654 nucleotides long. NCBI's taxonomy places the organism in Eukaryota, Ciliophora, Spirotrichea, Euplotida, Euplotidae. The record is from the annotation of a GenBank genome assembly.